Messenger RNA from Python bivittatus (Burmese python), 1492 nucleotides. It is a transcript of the gene CXCL11, whose product is annotated as C-X-C motif chemokine ligand 11. Gene Ontology annotation, molecular function: chemokine activity. NCBI's taxonomy places the organism in Eukaryota, Metazoa, Chordata, Lepidosauria, Squamata, Pythonidae. Gene Ontology annotation, cellular component: extracellular region. The record is from RefSeq and is a predicted model, not a curated record. Gene Ontology annotation, biological process: immune response.
UCUAGCUGGAUCGCCACAAGUGGGAACGGAGACUCAGCACAAAGAUGAUCAACAAAACCUUCCUUGCCGUCCUUGUACUUCUGGCUUCUUGCGUAGUUCUCAUGCAAGGAAUGCCAACCUCCAUCAGGGAACGCUGUUUAUGCAGAAGACAAUUCCCUUCUGUGAACAUGGAGCUUGUGGCUACAGUUCAGUACCACAAGUCAACCGGCAGCUGUGGUCAAGAGGAGCUGCUAGUGAUUUUCAAAAAUGGUGGCCGAAGACGUUGUCUCAACAUUCAUCUGAGGCAGGGCAGGAGAAUCAAAGAGGCAAUCAUGAAGAAAAAUAAUGCCAGAAAGUGAGGUUCAUGCUGACAUUUGGAGAAGCGGCUUCACAUACUUCACUUCGCUUCUUACGGACUCAUAAUCAGCUUCUGAAGGAUGCGGAAUCUAUGACACCCAAGUUGGAAACCACCAGUCCAACAGCAUUAUUCUUAUCAAGCUGCUGGGAUUUAGAAAUGACCCCAAGUUCUUCCUGUAGGAAUGUAUUAAAACAACAACAGCUGUGUAAUGAGGCAAAAUGUCUGUGAUUUUGUCUUGAUUUUGACAUCACUCUCGAUGGAAGAUCUUUAUUCUUUCUAUGUGAUCGAACAAGUUAUAACAAUGUGAUACUGGCAUAUUUCAUCCCUGAAUAUUUUAUGUUUAUUAUGCCACUAUAUACUUCCAUUCCUAAUCAUGAAUUAUGUGUAUUGUAAUGUUGCAGCACAAGCUUCACCUUUUUUACUAUUGUUGCAAUGUUGUGUGCAAGUACCCAAGUCACAGGAUUGGAUUCGUGACAUCAUAACACACAUUACCCCCCCCACACACACACACACAUUGAGUCCUCUGUGGACACCUAUGUAUAUAGCCUAUUAUAGUUAAUGAUAAAGAGGAUAUUUCUUUAAUAUUUCCUAAGGGUCAUUAAGCUAUUCUCUGUCCAAAGUUUACUCACACGGUAUGUCCUCAAAACACAUUUAACCUGAUUACUGAAUGAUUCCUGGGUUCUCACAUAUCCCAAAUCAUAAAUUAACCAAACAGGAUGAAUUGCACAACACACACAUCCCACACAAAACCAAGCUUUGCCAUUGUGGAAAUGCAGUGGCUAGAUUUGCAACUGAUCUGGUUCAACCUACCGUGCCUAGCUAAAUUUUUCAACCGAUAUAAGGAGAAUAGAAUACUUUUGGUCUGUUUUCGCAGCAGUAAUCAUUCAAACUUUUGUGUAUUGUGACCUUGCAAAUUACCCGCUUCUUUUUUCCCCUCAUCCAUCAACAGACUCAACAGCCUAGAUUUAUGUUAUCUGUUUCCUGAUUCCAGCCAUUGGCUGCAAUGUAGCCCCUUCAAAGCUAUGAUCGCUGGAGUCUGGAGAUUGCAUGACUGAUCACACGUUCCCAUGAAAUUUGAAAAAUGUGUUGCUGUUGAUUCUGUAUUAUCACUAGUGUACAGUAUGUUCUUGAAAAUAAAGAUUUGUUGGAAAAAUA